AUGAGCUUGACAGGUACCAAGAAAACCUGGCAUCUAGGCAAGAUGAUGCCAAAUUCCCGUGCCCCUGGGGUGUUUAGCAGCCUCCCGAACUCCCUUUCCAUCAUAUUGGAACAACCUCGUCCCCGUCGAAGAAACGCCGCUGGUGCGAUAUCAAGCAAUCUGCAGCCUCGACUGGCUGCGAACUUUUGCGCAAAAAUUAAUACCAUGAUGGAAAACCAGGAAACAGAGGUAUUUGAUGGUACUGCAGCCAUAAACGGAGGCUGGAAUUUGAAGAUUGGGCCCCUUGUACCGCAAUCCCUUCACUUCAAUGUCGUGUAUGAGCAUCGCCAGGUCAUAUCGCUCAAAUUCCAUGCAUCCGUGGAGGAUGAUGAGAUAGGUGGGUUGAUCUGCUGCUUUGAUAUUGAUUUCUACAAUUGUACAGUCGCGCCCUUUCACUGUCUCGAGAACCACGAGAGUUGCUCUAGCCAGAAUAAGAGCUGGUACCCAACUUGUCUGCCGUAUGUCUGUGGUACCGCCCUGGGAACCAACUAUAUUAAACUUGUCGAGAGAGUAGAAGUUCGAAAUGUGGCCGCAAAUACUAGUCCGAGGUACUUUCCGCUUAGUUACGUCUGGGGAAAUGUAUCAACGAUAAAACUAUCUAAGCCUAAUGAAGAUGACUUCAAGAGAGGCAUCAAGAUGGUUAUUCUAAAUGUUUCUAUUGUCCAAGACGACUUCGAAGAUUGGGCUCGCGAGUCUUUUUUCAUGGAUCUUGUAUACCGCAACAGUGUGUGCAACAUUGCAGCAUGUGAUGGCAUCAACUCCAGUCCCAAUAUCUUCUCCCAGCAAAUUCUAAACGUAAACCACAUACUGCGCAUCUAUCAAGAAUACUCAGACAGAGCUAUUCAAAUCUCUCUUCUCUCAGACUGGGUAAACUGGAUUUAG
Molecule: messenger RNA, 921 nt
Organism: Lindgomyces ingoldianus
Lineage: Eukaryota; Fungi; Ascomycota; Dothideomycetes; Pleosporales; Lindgomycetaceae
Exons: 4
Coding region: 1-921 (306 amino acids)
Source: RefSeq, a predicted model, not a curated record